Monomorium pharaonis (pharaoh ant) is the source of this 2683-nucleotide messenger RNA. RefSeq names its product kanadaptin. Bases 195 to 2432 code for a protein of 745 amino acids. Lineage: Eukaryota; Metazoa; Arthropoda; Insecta; Hymenoptera; Formicidae. The transcript has 6 exons. Gene Ontology annotation, molecular function: protein binding; mRNA binding. The record is from RefSeq and is a predicted model, not a curated record.
UGAUACGCAGGGAGUCAGUUUGUGGUAGUUUACAGGUUAUGUGACAUGCAGUGACAUGAUAUCCAAACACGUUAAAUAUUAAAAGUGUCACACGGAAAUGAUAGCAAUGAAUUAACAGAAAUUUAUAACAAUAUAAACAAGAACUUACGACUUGACUGCAUCUUGUUAUAAGACUAUUCUACAAAAUUGAUGCUAUGGAAGCGAACGUACCAGAUUCGGCAACCUCCCUUUCCGAGGCUGCUUCUACCGACAACGUUGACGUAAGUAACGAUAAAGCGAUUCCCGAAUCAUCAUCGGCGUGUGACGAGCAAAAUGUUGAGAAGCCGGAAACGAAGGACACGUCCGAGUCUUCCCGAAGUACAGGUGACACCUGUAAGGAACCGGGAUUCAAGAAGCCGUUUCUACUGAUCGGCCCCAAGCGGGGUAAGAUCGGAAAGAUUCGAACUGUGAGCAGCGACACGGCACUUCCACCGUCCGAAUCGUCGUCAGUGAUUAAGGAAACCUUCAAUCCUGCUGAGCCGCAGGAUGUCGAAGACUCUGAAACCUCUAAGUUGACAUUGGAAAGGUCUGUAGAGGAAAACGUCUCGUUUGACGCGAGGAACGUUCCCGUUCCAUAUUUAGAGCCAAAGUGGGGCGGAAAACCAACCGAGGAAUAUAAACUAGAAGUUCUGAAGUCUGGGGUAAUUCUAGACAAGAUCGAUCUUACUGAGAGAAGUUUCUAUGUGGUAGGCAGGUUGCCCUCCUGUGACAUGUCCCUCGCUCAUCCGACGAUCUCGAGACACCACGCGAUUAUUCAGUAUAGAGCGAUAGGAGAUGAGAAGAACUCUACUGGUUUUUAUUUGUACGAUUUGGAGAGCACCCAUGGCACAUUCUGGAAUGGACAUCGUAUAAAACCGAGGAUCUACGUUCGAUUGCAUGGUGGUCAUAUGAUAAGGUUUGGUUGUAGUCAGAGAAAGUACAUCUUACAAGCUCCAUUGGAUGAUCAGGAGGAAGAAUCUGAGCUGUCGGUGACUCAACUUAAAGAAAAACGAUUAGAAGAAUUGCGAGAACGGGAGUCUAGACAGCAAGAGGAAGAUGAAGCAGAAGAGAAAGCGAGGCAGGCUGAAGAGAACGAGGGUAUUGAUUGGGGGAUGGGUGAGGAUGCUGACGAGGAAACGGAUUUGACAGAAAAUCCCUACGCUUCUAUGGUAGACGAAGAACUGUAUUUAGAUGAUCCUAAGAAAACAUUGAGAGGUUGGUUCGAAAGAGAGGGAUAUGAUUUGCAGUAUCAAGUGGAAGAGAAAGGGAUUGGCCAAUUUUUGUGUUGGAUAAGUUUACCUAAAGAAUGUUUCGGUGGUCGUUCUAUGAAAGCAGAAGCUCUUAUCAAAGGAAAAAAAAAAGAAUCUGUUGUUCAAUGUGCUCUGGAAGCCUGCAGAAUUUUGGACAGACAUGGAUUAUUGAGACAAGCCAAUCAUGAGAGCCGAAGAAAGAAAGCGAGAAAUUGGGAGGAGGAUGAUUUUUACGAUUCAGACGAAGAUAAUUUUUUGGAUAGAACGGGAACAGUAGAAAAGAAACGUGAACAAAGAAUGAAACUAGCUGGAAAAUUGGAGGAAAAAGUCGAGACAUAUAGCUCAUUGACUGAGAAGCAUAACGAGAUCCUGGACAAAAUUUCACGUUUGAACGCUCGUUUAACAGAAGCACAGGAGAAUAAUGCUAAAGCGGGGGAAACCAACGAGGAUUCGUUGGAUGUCUUUAUGUCUAGUUUAAACACAGCUACUUUGAGCAAAAGCGAUAUAACGAAAAUGAAGGUGGAAUUGCAGAAUUUACGUAGAGAAGAAAUGAAACUUGUAAAAUUAAUAAAUCUUACGAAGCCAGCCGACUUGCCACCUCUUGUCAGUCAAGUGCAAGGGGAAGGUAGGAAGGAUGAUGUGCAACAAAAAUCAAAACUUUCUAUAAAAAAAGUUUCGCAGCUUGAAAGAAGGAGAAAGUUUUUUGAGGCAAACAACAAAGGCGAUUCUGAGAAAGAUUUGUAUGAUAAUAAUGCUAUGGAUAAUGAAGAAGAAGAAGAAGAAGAAGAAGAAGAAGAAGGUGAUGAUGAACAAAAAGAGGAAAAUAGAGACGAUAAUAUAAAAAGAAAAAAAGAAAAAGAUGCGGAUGUACAUGAAUCUGAAUGUAAAAAAUCUACACUACAAAAAGAUGAAAUGGAAUCAAAUAUUAGUACGAAAACCGAUGACAAACCGAAUAUUAUAAAGAACCUCAAUCAAGAAACGAGAAAACCAAACGUUAACGCUACAGAUAGAAAACGAAAAAAAGAUAGUAAAUCGGAGAAAUCGAAAAAUAUAAAGAAGCAGUAUGAUCAAGAUGUCCACUCAGAAGAUUAUUCUACGUGGAUACCGCCGAAAGAUCAAUCUGGAGAUGGAAGGACGAAUCUUAAUGAUAAAUAUGGAUAUUGAAGUAGUUCUAGUGCUGUACAUGUAAGAAAGAUCAAUGUAAAUACUUUCCAUAGUUUCUAUCAGGAAUUUGUUCAAUGCUAGUGUUUUAACCGGGCUAUUUAUGUUUUUACACCUAAAAUGUAUUAACAAUCAUAUAUAUAUAUAUGUAAUUUUUAUUUAAAACUUUUGAUAGAAUAUUUAUUUUUUAAUAUCUUUGGAGGUUCCUAAAAUUUCUUCAUGUUGUAUGUACAUAAACAAAAAGUAAGCUCAUA